AUGUCCAAGACAAAAACGAAGCGCGCGCGCCGUGAAUUGAAGCGCGAGGGCGAGAGAAAAAUAGCAGCACACCACCGCAAGGCAGCAGCAAAAGCCGCAGAAACAAAACAAGCCGCGACGAAACCACUCGCGAAGAAGAAGAAGCAAAAGAUGGAUUCGGCCGCCGCAAAAGACGCACCACCAGCGACCAAGCCCGCCCACUUCCAGCCCUCACAGCGAAAACACGCCAUCCCCUUUGGCGAAUAUGACCACAUCCUCCUCGUCGGCGAGGGCGACUUCAGCUUCACACGGUCCCUCGCCAUCGAGCACGGCUGCGCAAACGUCACAGCCACAAGCUACGACUCGCACGAAGACGUCUCCUCCAAAUACCCAACCUUCGAUCCCAUCUCCACCGAGCUCUCCUCCCUCACACCCCCAGUCCCCCUCUUCCACUCCAUCGACGCCACAAAACUCUCCAGCUACAAGCACCUCCGCUGCAAACGCGACGACAAUGACAAUGACAACGACAACGACGGCGAUGGCGACCAAGGCUGGGACACCAUCGCCUUCAUGUUCCCGCACACGGGCGGUCUCAGCACAGAUGUAAAUCGCCAGGUCCGCGCGAACCAAGCGCUACUGGUGGAAUUCUUCAAGUCGUGCAUCGAUACCAAGGAUGCGAAGAGGAGGUUGCAUAUUCUGCAGAGUCAGAAGAGGGAGAGGGAGGAGAGUAGGAAGAGGAAGAGAGGGAAGGAGCAGGGUGAUUUGCAAGAACAAGAGGGGGGGAGGAAGAAGAAGAUGGAGCAGAAUGUUAAGCCGUUUCUUCGUAUGGGCGGCAAGAUUAUAGUUACGCUGUUUGAGGGGGAACCGUAUACUUUGUGGAAUAUUCGCGAUUUAGCUCGCCAUGUUGGGCUGAGGGUCGUUGAGAGCUGGAAGUUCGAUUGGGAGCAGUAUCCGGGGUACCAUCACGUUCGUACGCUGGGGGCGCUCGAGGGCGGUGGUGGGUGGAAAGGCGAGGAUCGCGAGGCGAGAAUGUAUGUGUUUGAGAAGAUUCCGCUUGUGGCUGAUAGUGAUGAGGAGAAGGAGAUGGAGAGGUUGGCAAAGGUGGCGAGGGGGGGACGGUUGCCGAGUCAGAAGGAGGCGAUGAAGGCGGCUUUGCAGGAUGAGGAAAAGGGUGAGGAAAAGGAAGACGAAGACGACGAGGAAGAUGAUUGA
This is a messenger RNA of Bipolaris oryzae ATCC 44560, 1191 nucleotides long. RefSeq lists its product as uncharacterized. Gene Ontology annotation, cellular component: cytoplasm. The transcript has a single exon. The record is from RefSeq and is a predicted model, not a curated record. Gene Ontology annotation, molecular function: rRNA (uridine-N3-)-methyltransferase activity. The coding region runs from base 1 to 1191 and encodes 396 amino acids. Lineage: Eukaryota; Fungi; Ascomycota; Dothideomycetes; Pleosporales; Pleosporaceae. Gene Ontology annotation, biological process: rRNA base methylation.